AUGUCAGUUGGCGGCGCAGUGCCGAUGAAGCUGCACCUCGGCGUCGCCAACGUUUUCCUCGUCCUCGUCGCCCUCGUCCACUCGUUCGAAAGGUGAGACCUUUGACCGAGUCGCGCAACCGGAAAAACAAGUCCAGUUCAAGUGCAAACAUUGAUUUUCUUCUACUAUCUUCCUCAGAAAAGUCUCUGAAUUUUCAUUCGAUAAAUAAGAAAUAGGAUCUUAUCAAGCAUUCGCCAAAUUUUGAAGCUAUUUGUUCAAUUUUUACUCUCAUUCAUAUGUACAAAAUAAAAAGUUGUUCUAAAUUAUUUGAAAAAAAUGCAAUAUUAAGCGUCAAAAAUAAGUUUAAAGUUAAAGGCAUAUGGGCAGUAAAAAUAGGAUUCGAUAUAAAUUUGCCAUUUUGUAGAGCUCUUCAUUGCGUGUCGAACAGUAUACUUGAAAUUGUACAGCACUUCCUAGUUUUGGAGGAAAAAAAAAAAAUUAUAAUUCGGAAAGAGGAAAUUUGGAUAAUUUAACUCUUAAAUGAAUCCAAACGCCAAAUACUGAAACCAUAGUUAUUGAAAAUAUUUUUGUUGGCUAUUCUAUCCUUAUAACAAAAUCUUUCAGAGGAUCUUGUUCAGCAAGUCCUAAAAAUGAUUUAUAAAGAAAAAUUUUAAAUAAUUAGAAAAUUAGUACAACGACGUUUCUUUCAGCUUCACUUUUUUCUAAUAGAUCUUAUUUUGUUAAGAGGCCUUGAAAGCUUAAAAUAGCGCCUCAGUCAAUCUGACUUCGAAAUUAUUUUCUCAUUCCAACAACCGUUAUUAAGCUCCUCACUGCCGACAAGAAGUGAAGAUAACUGGUGUCAUGGCGAUUUACCUGGCGACUGCAAUCCAGAAACCUGUGGAGGCAGUUGCGAAGCCAAAUAUGUUCGGUAUAUUUAAAAAAAACCCUUAAUGGGUUCAAAACUCAUAAUUGCAGGUAUUUCGACAAGUUAAAAGGCGACCGAUUGGUGCAGUCAUGUCAGUGUCAUCAGGUUCGUUAGGUCUUUUUUAUAGAGUGAACUUCCUAUCCUCCGCUUAUUCCAGACCUUUGAACUUUGGACAAAACAAAAAAUAGACGUUAGAGUAGAAAAUUAACCGAAUAUCCAAUCAUUGGAAAUUCAGGUUCAUUUUGGAACUUUGAUGGAUACUUUUUUUUAAAUUUUCUGAACAAAAGUAGAAAUUAACGAAACAAUUUUCAGGAACGGCUAUGCUCCUUUUUCGCUUACAGCGGCUGUAGGACCUACGCUACACUGAGUACUUUGGCCCAAAAAUCGGCCAGAUACUGGAGUAUGGACCCGGCCGAUAGGAAAGGCCGUUUCGGAAACGACGCCCGAGUGCGAUACUUCGAUAAAAUACGGUAAUUUCUCUUAUUCAGUUAAUAGUUGGUCUAACUUAGUCUGAAAGAAAUAAAUACAUUAUUUUCUACGAGAAAAAACUUUUUUUUUAACUGUAUAAAAACAUCUUUAAUGAAAAAAACGUUUAUAGGUUCUUUGCAGAGGAAGAAAAAUCUCUAAAAGGAAAUUUCUUGAAAAACAUACCUUCUCGAAGAUAUUUUCAAAAAAACUUGAAUGGAAUUUUUUUUCUCAUGAUACUUUGACUCGAGAAAUCUUAAUAUAUUUUUUUUUCCUAUUUUUGAACAUUAUUCUCGGCCAUUCCCUGGCAUCAAGUUCCCUAAAUAUCGAAAUAAUAUCUCUCUCUCUUAUCCUCUAAAUACCUAAAUAUUCAAACUUUCCAGCCAUCGACAGCUUCUCUACGGAAACAGUCGAUUCUGCUGCAGGACGCCUUCGCCGAAAAGGACGGCUUUGCACUUGAAAUCCUCAAAUUCUGCAUUCAUGCUAACCCCCCUAAUCCUCUCAUUUUUACGGUUUAUUCUGUGA
This is a messenger RNA of Caenorhabditis auriculariae, 1894 nucleotides long. Lineage: Eukaryota; Metazoa; Nematoda; Chromadorea; Rhabditida; Rhabditidae. The record is from the annotation of a GenBank genome assembly.